AUGGCAGACGCGAACGAGGCCGCCGAGGCGACGACGCCGGGCCCGCCGCCUCCGAGGCCGGCGCCGGCCUCGUACGAGGACACGCAUGUGCAUGAAGUCUACGAGGCCAUCGCACCUCACUUCUCCGCCACCCGCCACAAGCCUUGGCCGCUCGUCGCCAAGUUCCUCCUCGACCAGAGGCCCGGCAGCGUCGGCCUCGACGUCGGCUGCGGCAACGGCAAGUACCUCGCCGUCAACCCCUCCGUCCACGUCCUCGGCUGCGACCGCAGCGCCUCCCUCGUCCGGCUCGCACGCGCCGAGCGCCACGCCGACGUCCUCGUCGCCGACGGCCUCUGCCUGCCCUACCGCCGAGCCGCCGUCGACUUCGCCAUCAGCAUCGCCGUCAUCCACCACCUCUCCACCCCUCAGCGCCGCCGGGACGCCAUCGCCCACCUCCUCGGCUGCCUCCGGCCCGAGCCCGACGCCCGCGCCCUCAUCUUCGUCUGGGCCCUCGAGCAGGGCGAGAGCCGCCGGGGUUGGGACGAGUCCUCGGAGCAGGAUACCCUCGUGCCCUGGGUCAUGCGAACCAAGGGUGCGCCCGACGCCACCUACCAGCGGUACUACCACCUGUACCGGAAGGGCGAGCUCGAGGCCGACGUCGAGGCCGUCGGCGGGACCGUGUGGGAGAGCGGCUACGAAAAGGACAACUGGUGGGCCAUCUGUAGCAGAUAG
Molecule: messenger RNA, 711 nt
Organism: Drechmeria coniospora
Lineage: Eukaryota; Fungi; Ascomycota; Sordariomycetes; Hypocreales; Ophiocordycipitaceae
Product: tRNA -methyltransferase TRM9
Exons: 1
Coding region: 1-711 (236 amino acids)
Biological process (GO): tRNA wobble uridine modification
Cellular component (GO): nucleus; cytoplasm
Molecular function (GO): tRNA binding; S-adenosylmethionine-dependent methyltransferase activity
Source: RefSeq, a predicted model, not a curated record